GCGAGCUGCCCGCCUGGCCGCCGCGCUGCCUGCCUGACUUGCCGCCUGCUGGCGGAGCGUUCAGUAGCGUGCGUGCUUUGGAGUGCGGAGGCCGUGCCGUGCCGUGCGUUUGAGGCUUACGAGUGCAGUGCACAGUGCCGUGUUUGAGUGAAUAUCCCGAGUGAAGCUCAUCAUGGCCAGCGAGGAGAACAACGUGACUGCCGAGUCCAAGGCGGCGGAGCCCGCCAAACCCGCCGAGGCUCCCCAGGAUAACAAGGCCGAGGUGGAGGCGGCUCCGGCCGCGGCUCCCGCCGCCACCGAGGAAGCCAAGAAGGAGGAGGAGGCCAAGGAGGAAAAGAAGGAGGAGGAGGCCGCUCCCCCGGCGCCCCCCAAGCCCACCGUGCACAAGCCCAACUUCGAACAAGAUGUGGUUUACCUUUACCAGUUCUCACGUACCCCGGUCCUGCCUUCACUCUCAUCCUUCUGCCUCAAAGUUGAAACGUGGCUCCGAUUGGCUGGAAUCAAAUACGAGAACGUGGACCACAAGUUGAAGUUCCGGUCCAAGAAGGGUCAGUUGCCCUUCAUUGAGCUGAAUGGAGAGGAGAUCGCAGACUCGUCCAUCAUCAUCAAGGAGCUGGCGGAGCGCUUUGAGAAGGAUCUGGACAAGGACCUCGACAACGAACAGAAGAACGUCGCAUACGCCCUCACGUCAAUGAUCGAGAACCACCUCCUCUGGGUUGUGAUGUGGUGGCGAACCAAGUUCACCGACGACGUCAUCAAGGGCUACCACGUGAGCCUACAACACCAACUCGGCUCCAAGAUCCCCAACGGCAUCCUCAACUUCUUCUUCAAGUUCACAUACGGCCGCAAGGGCGCCAAGAAGGUCAAGGCGCAGGGUAUGGGCGUGCACAAGGCGGAGGAGAUCAGCGAGUUUGGCAGGAGAGAUCUCAAGGUUCUCUCGGAACAGCUCGGCGAUAAGCCGUUCUUCUUUGGCGAUGAGCCCACCUCGCUGGACGUGGUGGCGUUCGCCAACCUGGCCCAGGUGUACUUCAUCGACAAGGAAGUCAACUACCCCCUCCGCGAUUUCAUGCAAGAAAACUGUGCAAACCUAGUGGGUCUUGUCAACAGGAUGAAGGAAAGGUGUUUCCCUGAUUGGGAAGACAUGUGCACCAACUUAGACAUGAAUUCACAUCUACCCAAGCCUCCCCCAGAAGAGAAGGAAGAGAAGAAGGAAGGCAAGGAGGAGAAGGGCGAGAAGGAGGGUGAUAAGGAAAACGAGAAGGACAAGGAGAUUGAAAAGGAAAAAGAAAUUGAAAAGUUGGAAAAGGAUGACAAAGAAGCAGAAAAAGUAAUUGAUGAAAAUAAAUCUAAAGAAGAAAAGGAAGCAGCCAAGUGAAUUGGUGGUUAUUGAGCCAUAAAGCACAACCAACUUUUUAUACAUUCAUUUCCUUCCUUGUUUUUUAAAAUUGUGAAUUGUUUCAUUAGUGAAUGUUUUAUACCUCUUUUGUUUUUCUACGCUAUUUCUAAAAGAGAAUCAACUUAAGGCUGACAUUUCUGCACUAUGUGUAGGAGUCGCCUAAUAUUUUAUGGACUGACAGUUUGUAAUGUUUUUCUUUUAUGAUAUUUUUUAAAAAUUGACUUGAGUAGGUCCAGGAAGGAAGUGAAAGAUUUUGCGGCGCUGAAUGUUGGCGGCUGGACUGCUCAAUGAUUGCGGAUGUUGCUCAGAUUGUGGAGCAUUGUCCCGUUUGGCUGCUUUGGGGAUGCACGCUGCUGUGUUGUUGUAGACUGCUCUCCCUGUUGGAUGUCAUGUCUGCUGGGGCGCGUGUGUAACAUAUUGUACAUGGGUCACUAGUUGUUUUGGGACCAGCUGUGAAUACUUAAAAGCAAACAUCACUGCAGCCAAACAUGUUAAAAGUAAACAACCUAUGUACCUAAAGAAAAAAGUCAUCUCACAUUCUUUCACAUUUCCAUAUUGCAUCUCUUAUUCAUGUGUAGUGCAGCCACGUACUGCAUGCAUGACUCGUGACCAAAGAGGCACUUCAGUGACAUAUUGUGCAUCAGAUGCUGUCACGUGCUAUAUGAAUGUUUGUGCUAAUGUAAUUUUUCCACAUGACUGCAAUUGUGACCCUUUUUGACACAGCUGGGAGCUCCACUUCAGCUGUGACAAAGAUGUUUGUAUAUUAUAAUAUACUGUAUUAGUGAAAUUUGACUUGUUCCUUCCCCAAUCGUUGCUGCUUCUCAUCCCCAUCCCUCCCAUGUCCCUCCCAAGUUUUCCUUCCCCAGACCCCAUCCCCCUUUUAUUAAUAUCCGCUUGUUUGUCAUUGUAGACAUAGUUGUAUACUUCUAAUGUUUUAUUGAGUAUAUCGAAUGUCAAAGCAAGUGAAACGUAUGGCUUUGUCAGUAUGUGAGCGGAUGAAGAUUAUAAAUAUAUAUAUAUAAAUAUAUAAAUAAAUAACUAUAUGCGUGA
This is a messenger RNA of Thrips palmi, 2446 nucleotides long. RefSeq names its product failed axon connections (gene fax). The record is from RefSeq and is a predicted model, not a curated record. Lineage: Eukaryota; Metazoa; Arthropoda; Insecta; Thysanoptera; Thripidae. The transcript is spliced from 6 exons. Gene Ontology annotation, cellular component: cytoplasm. The coding region runs from base 173 to 1375 and encodes 400 amino acids.